This is a messenger RNA of Sitophilus oryzae (rice weevil), 990 nucleotides long. RefSeq lists its product as uncharacterized. Gene Ontology annotation, molecular function: DNA binding. Gene Ontology annotation, cellular component: nucleus. The record is from RefSeq and is a predicted model, not a curated record. The transcript has a single exon. Lineage: Eukaryota; Metazoa; Arthropoda; Insecta; Coleoptera; Curculionidae. Bases 1 to 990 code for a protein of 329 amino acids.
AUGCCUUUCAAGUACAACAGAAAAACAGACCGGGGUUCAUGGUCUCUAGAAGAUAUGACUAGGGCAAUAAACGCCGUAAAAACUAAAUCUAUGGGAAUAAGAAAAGCAUCUAGAACGUAUCACGUACCUUAUAGUACUCUUCAGGACCGUCUUAAAGGCAAAGUCAAUCAAAAUAAUAAGAAAUUGGGAAGGCAUGUAGUUCUUAACCCUGCCCAGGAGGGCGAGUUGUGCAAUCACAUAAUUAAAAUGUCGAAGUUGUUUUUUGGACUGUCGAGACUUCAAGUUAAAAAGAUCGCUUUUCAAUAUGCGAAUGCCAACAAUAUCCCGAAUAAUUUUAACAAGGAUAAAAAAAUAUGUGGUAAUGACUGGUACUAUGGGAUUUUAAAAAGGCACCCUAACAUAUCUCUGAGAAAGCCAGAGAGCACGUCAUUGAACAGGGUAAAAGGGUUCAACAAGAAAGAAGUAGAAUUUAUUUUUCUCUUAAUUUGUCUAAAAGUCUUCGAAGACUAUAAUUUUCCUGCUAAUCGUAUUUACAAUGCCGACGAAAUCGGCAUAACUCCGGUGCACAUUCCUGGAAAAAUUUUGGCGGUUAAAGGACAACGACAAGUUGGUGCCAUUACAAGUGGAGAACGGGGAAAGUUGGUAACCGUCCUUUGUUCAGUAAGUGCUGCGGGAGAAUAUGUGCCCCCCAUGUUUAUUUUUGGAAGGGCUAGAAUGAAAUGUGAGCUCACAAAAAAUGGCCCAACAAAUGCUCUUUAUAAAGUUUCAAAAAAUGGCUCGAUCAACGAAGACCUCUUUUUUGAAUGGAUUGAGCAUUUUGUCAGGCAUACUAAAUGUUCAAUCACGGACAAAGUGUUAGUAAUAAUAGAUAACCAUAAAAUACUGUACACUAAAAGUGUACGAUUUUUGCAAGAAGAAUGGCAUAACUAUAGUGAUCUUGCCACCUCACACAUCCCAUCGCCUACAACCACUCAAUGUGUGCUUUUUUAG